GAGAGUGAAUUUUUAAAGAAUCACCGUCUUUCUUAGCUUUAAGUAUAAUAAUGAAAAUUAUUAUUUUUUUAAAUAUAUAUAUAGAAAUAAAUCAGCACAUGUUCCACCCUGUAUCAUACCACCACAUAUGAGUUUCAAUAUUUAUAUGGAACUACUGAAAUAAAUUACAUUUUGCAAGAUAUUCUGCUUUUUUUGGUGAUGGACCUUAAUUUAUGGCAUCAUUAUUUCUAAAGCCGAGAAAACUCAGCGUUUUACAGCUCAUAGCUACUGGGUGGCCCAGUUCAUUUUUUUCCCUACAUACUGAAUAUUUACUGUAAAUAGGAUUUAAAAGACACUGACAGAGACUUAUAAGACAUAAUUCAGGCUCUUUAGUUUUAACUAUGUUGUUAUUCUUGUGUGGAAGGUUAGUUUGGAACAUUCAUCCAGUAAUUUCCAGCCACUGAGGAAUGUGCCGUUUUAGGUCAUCAGGGAUGACACAGGAAAAUUUUCAAUUUCCCUUGGUCCGAAAAAUAUUCAACAUCAUUGUACUGUAUUUUUCAUCAAUUCAGGCAAGUAUAUCAAGCUUUGGGUUUUACGAAAUGGCUGUAAGUAAAUUUGUUUCAGGACGAUGGAGGUCAUGACAUCUGUCUCUCCCAUUAAUAAAGUCGCGGUGUUUGGAGAAGACCUCAAUGAGACAGAUUACUUUUUUGGCAAUCAUACAAGCGAUUCAAAUUCUCAGUUGAGGGAUUCUCUCAACAUCAUGUCAACUGUUGUUUACUCCCUGGCUUUUGUCCUGGGUGUGCUGGGCAAUGGCGUGGUGAUAUGUGUCACUGGAUUCAUGAUGAAGAAAACCGUUAGCACAGUAUGGUUCCUCAACCUCGCUGUGGCUGACUUUCUCUUCACAGCCUUUCUUCCUUUGAGUGUGACGUACACUGCUUUAGAAUUCCACUGGCCCUUUGGGACGUUCAUGUGCAAACUAAGUAGUGCAGUUAGCGCUCUCAAUAUGUUCGCCAGUGUUUACAUCCUGAUGAUGAUCAGCAUUGAUCGAUGCGUUUCCGUGUUGUUGCCGGUUUGGGCUCAGAACCACCGCAGUGUCCAGAAGGCUUCCCGUGUGAGUCUGUGUGUUUGGGUGCUGGCUCUCAUUCUAAGCACUCCAUUCUUCAUCUUCAGGGAUACGAAGCCAUCCUUCUUCAACGAAGAGGUCAUUAACUGCUUCAACAACUUUGCAUUUUCUGACGAUUUCACACCAGAGCAAAUUCAGCUCCGACUGUUUCGCCAUCGGGCCAUAACCGUGACUCGCUUCCUCCUGAGUUUUGCGAUCCCCUUCACCGUCAUUGUCGCCUGUUACGCUGCCAUCAUCCAUCGUCUCAGAAAGAAUCCCAACCUGGCCAGCCAAUCGAGUCGCACCUUUAAGAUCAUUGCUGCCGUUAUAAUUGUUUUUUUCCUCUGCUGGGCUCCCUUUCACGUCAUUGUUUUAAUGGAGCUAACCAGUCAUCAGUAUUCAAGUGUACUCAUCCAAAAUGUUAUAACACUCGGGCUGCCAAUAGCCACAAGCUUGGCCUUUCUCAACAGUUGUCUAAAUCCACUGCUCUAUGUGUUCAUGGGACAAGAUUUCAAGGAUAAAGUUUGCAAAUCCAUUGUGAAAGUAUUGGAGAAUGCUUUCCAGGAAGAGGACACUCAAGCGGACUCAAAGACAGUUGAAACCACUCAGGGCAAUGAAAAUAGUAAACUCUGAUUUUCUCUAAAACAUGUUGCCAACAAAUACUGAAAUAUUACAAUGGAAAUAAUUGCAACAAAUUUAUAUAUUCCUGUUUUGAUUUUGUCGUCUGUAUUCUUGGUUUGGGUGUCUUAAGUUUUUAAACAUUGACAGGAUGUUUGUUAGUGAAUAUAUUGUUCUGGCAUGUUGUGUUAAAACCCCACAGCCAAUUAAAUUGUGUUUUUGGCAUUUGGCAUUCCACCAAAAAUGCAAAAGAGGAAUGUGAUACAAAACCUGUGAGACAGACCUUGCUUUCAUGGCAGCACAACAGUGAUACACAAGCAUCUAAAAAUCAAGCUUGAUGUGACUAAUCCAAUUUCUGAUGAACAUGGACAGUCAUCUCGGUUAGCAAUUUGGCUCGUUAUCGACAUGGCGAUUGGUGGUGAUCAAUGUAAAUUGAAAAUAAGUGAUAACUUGCUCAUUUUUCCA
Messenger RNA from Hippocampus comes (tiger tail seahorse), 2164 nucleotides. Its product is annotated as chemokine-like receptor 1. Gene Ontology annotation, molecular function: complement receptor activity; G protein-coupled receptor activity. The transcript has 2 exons. The coding region runs from base 608 to 1714 and encodes 368 amino acids. Gene Ontology annotation, cellular component: plasma membrane. Lineage: Eukaryota; Metazoa; Chordata; Actinopteri; Syngnathiformes; Syngnathidae. Gene Ontology annotation, biological process: inflammatory response; complement receptor mediated signaling pathway; phospholipase C-activating G protein-coupled receptor signaling pathway. The record is from RefSeq and is a predicted model, not a curated record.